UAGUUUUUCGAUAAAAUUUGGUAAAUAAACUUGGCAAGAAAGGUAUUUUUAAAUGUAUUUUUCCCAAAAUUUCUUAAAAAUAAACCAUGGAGUUGGACUUUUCGAAAAUUUGCAGAGUCUGUAUGGAUAAAGGAACGAUGAUGUCUUUAUUUAAAGUGAACAUGUACAAAAAGAUGAUGGCUUGUGCCGCAAUUCAGGUUUGGCCUAACGACAAUCUUCCUAGUCAAAUAUGUAACAAAUGCGCGUCAAAAUUACACCUUUGCUUUCAAUUUAAACGGCAGUGUGAGAAGACUGAUGUAAAAUUGAGGCAAUAUCUAGCUAGUUUAAGGGAUCGAAAAGAAGUGAUUAGUAUUGAACAGCCAAAUAUUAAUGCCAAUCAACCUCACCAAGUAGAUUCUCAACCUAUAAACCAGUGUAUUUAUAUUAGAGAAACUAACAAGAUGAUAGACUCUAUGUUACCUGAGAACCCGAAUUAUGAUCAUUUUAUGACACAUGAUCAAGCAGUUACUCAGAUAACAUACAGUAAUAUAACAAAUCAACAGUUAACAGAGCAAUCUUAUAAUAUACAAGGUCCUAUAAGGCCGGUAUCUGCAUUUGCACUUAACACAGCAUAUACAGCUCCAAUACACCUAAUUCAACAACCUGCUUUGCCUGUUCAAAAUCAAAUACAGACAGCUCAGUCUCUUGAGCAAGUUAAUGUGAGCUGUAAAAAUAUAAAUGAUUUACAGAGUACUGAAAGCGACGAUGGAAAACAUUGCUCAAUUUGCGGCAAAGGUUUUAAAACUAAGGUUAAGUUAAAUAGGCACAUGAAGAUACAUAACUAUGCCGAUUUACCCCACAAAUGUAAGAUAUGUAACAAAGGAUUUUCACAUAGCGGUAACUUUAAAAUACAUAUGCGAAUACAUAACAAUGAAAGGCCAUUUAAGUGUCCUGUUUGUGCCAGAGGUUGUCGCCAAGCCCAGGAUCUUGAAAAACACAUGAGAACACAUACAGGUGAAAGACCACACAAAUGUCAUUUAUGUCCUAAAGCUUUUGCCACAAGUUCAAAUUUAAUCGCUCACAUUAGAACGCAUACAGGAGAACGACCGUAUGUUUGUUCUCUUUGUUCCAAAGCCUUUUGCCAGUCGAAUGAACUUACAAAACAUGUGAGGACACAUACUGGGGAGAAGAGUCAUAAGUGUGAAGUCUGCAAAAAAGGUUUCAACGGUUCAAGUUCAUUAGCAGUCCACAAAAGAAUUCACACUGGCGAAAAACCCUACAUCUGUAACUACUGUCAACGAGGAUUCUCCUCCUCAAAUUGUCUAACGAAUCACGUGAAGAAACACCAGAGCGACGAGGUCAUCAGGUGUAUUCACUGCGACCUAGUGUUUGUGAAUAUGACCGAUUUGAAAAGUCACUUGGUCGCUCAGCACAAUAUCACUGACAUUGUGAUAUUCGAGGACGAAUGUGGCAACAUAAAGUCUAAACCAAACAAUAACCUGAAAUGCGGGAUGUGUGAUAAAUUGUUUGUUGAAGUGAACUUGUAUAAUGAACAUUUGAAAUCGCAUGAUGAAGGACAGGAAAGCUAACAUUUGGAGUUGUUUGUCAUGGUUUAGUAAUUAUUAAUUAUUGAAGUAUGACAUCAAGACAAGUGUCGUUAGUCAUUAAUAUGUCUAAAAUACUUGAAAGUCAUAUGCCGGGUCCAGACCAGAGAGAACACUAAUAACUAAAGUGAGAGAGACCGAUCAACGUUAAUUUUUGAAGACUGUGUUAGUGCAUUAGUAGGUUGCAUUUAUACCUAUAUAUUGGCGCCAAAAAUUUAAAAUUUGUAUAUUUGAA
This is a messenger RNA of Sitophilus oryzae (rice weevil), 1818 nucleotides long. Its product is annotated as zinc finger protein 184-like. Gene Ontology annotation, molecular function: DNA-binding transcription factor activity, RNA polymerase II-specific; zinc ion binding; RNA polymerase II cis-regulatory region sequence-specific DNA binding. The transcript has 6 exons. The coding region runs from base 87 to 1568 and encodes 493 amino acids. Gene Ontology annotation, biological process: regulation of DNA-templated transcription. The record is from RefSeq and is a predicted model, not a curated record. Gene Ontology annotation, cellular component: nucleus. Lineage: Eukaryota; Metazoa; Arthropoda; Insecta; Coleoptera; Curculionidae.